AAACAAGAAAAAAAAACGCCGCAACGUAGCUAUUAAAAUAAAAAACCUGCUGUGUCAAACAUCGCAAUAACAACAACAACAUUCAGAGCGAAACGGUGGUAGAAAAAAGCGACGAAUGAGUGGGAAGUGAAGUGAAGAGCAAGAGGGGGGAAACACACAGCAAACGUCCACUUUGCCCACUGUGACAACAUGUUGCACAAUAAUGCCAACUGGCUGCCACCGCAGCAGCAACAGCCGCAGCAGCAGCCAACACCGCAGCAACUACAACAACAACAAUUACAGCAGCAGCAGGCAACUUUACAUCACUCUUUACCCGCUAAUCAACAGCAAUUGCCGCCGCCGUUGCAACAACAACAACAACAACAACAACAGCAGCAGCAGCCACAGCAGCAGCAACUUUAUGCGAGUCAAAUGUUUCAGCAACCUCAGCAACCACCGCCACAGACAACUCAGCGAUAUUGGCCGCCAGAGGAUUAUCAGCAGGUCGACUACAAUGACUAUUACAUACAGCAACAACAGCAGCAGCAGCAACCACAACAGCAGCCACUGCAACAACCUUUGCUGUAUGCAUCGCCUGAGCAGCAAUAUUAUCAACCUGUGCAGCAAGUGGAGCAGCAGCAGCCACAGCAAUUGCCGCCGGAUGUGUUUGAUAACAACAACAGCAGCAACGUGAAGAACGAUGGCUGGGAUGAUUGGGGCGAUUGGAAUGACAACGCCAACAACAACAACAGCAACAUUAGCAACAAUAUCAGCAGCAGCAACAUUAACACUACCAACAACAACAUCAACAACAACAGCGCUGUGGAGGAUGCAUUUAGUGUGCAGGCUGCGCCAAGCAGUUGGCAUGCUUUUGGUCAAAAUCAGCAAACGACAAACACCAACAACAACAACAGUGCCAACACUGAAGCACUAGAGUUGCCGCCGUUGCUGUCGCCAGCCACAGAAGCAGAGCCGGAGCUGUUAAAUGCCAUUGUGCCGCCGCGCGCCUUUCAAAAUCAACCGCCAGCAGCAGCAGUGGCAACUGUGACGCCACCAACAGUGCCAAUUGCUGCAGCAACACCUGCUCCAUAUGCUGUACCACCAGCUGCAUCGACUGCUUUACCUCCAGCUGCAUUGGACAACUCAGCAGCUGGCAAUCCCUUCAAGCGUGCUGGCGGAUUGAGCAAACGUGUGAACAUACUCGAAGCCGCACCACCAGCAACAGUUGCAGCUGUUCCUCCACUGCCAGCUCCAGCAGCAACACCAGUGGCAGCGCCUGCUCCAAUCGCAGCAUCAGCUUCAAUUCUGGCACCAGCUUCAGUUGCAGCUCCAGCCUCAAUUCUAGCGCCAGCUCCAAUCGCAGUUGCAGCUCCAGCUUCAGCUCCAUUUGCAGCUCCAGCUUCAAUUGCAGCUCCAACGCCACUUGCAGCUCCGGUUCCAGCUCCAAUCGCAGCUCCAGUCUCAGCUGCUCCACUUGCAACACCUGCUGCCUUUGCUGCACCACUUGCAGCCACAAGUCAAGCAGCUCCACUUUCAGCAGCUGCUGCGUUUGCAGCCCCACUUCAAGCACCAAUUCCUGCUCCAAUUGCAGCUCCACUUCAAGCACCAAUUCCUGCUCCAAUUCCUGUUUCAAUUCCUGCUCCAAUUGCAGCUGCAAUUCCUGCUCCAACUCCUCUGCCGGAUCACAAUCAGGAGCUGCCGCCGUAUGAGAACCAGGAAGUGCUUUUAUCGGCACCCAACGAUGAGCGUGCUCAGUACUUGCAAACAAGUCAUUUGUCCGAGCAGCCCGAGGAUCUCAACGAGGCCAACUGGGAGGCAGAUGGUUUGUUGCCACCGCCGGGAUUAUCGCGUUUGGUGCUUGGCCAGCCGGAGCUGGUGGAGCGACAACGGUUGGUCACUGGCACCGAGCAGCCAAAUGCAUUGCAACUGAUGCGUCAAGCGGAUGGCGAAGAUACCUCCGAGGGCGAGCAGCAGCCAACGACGCAGCAACAGUUGCAACAGCAGCAGCAGCAACAGUUGCCGCCAGCUCGACGUGUUGUUACCGGCGUGGAGACAACACUAAACAGCAGCAGCAGCAACAACAACAGUGUUGUUCCAGAACAGCGUGAAGUGGUGCUCGAUGGCGAGAAUCUGGAGGAUCAGCCAGUGUUGCUGCCAGUUGCAGUGCAGCCAACAGCAGCCGAUGCUGUUGUGGAACAGCAAACGGAGCUGCAACAUGAGCAGCCAGAAAUAACGUUGCAGCAACAACAUCAGCAGCAGCAGCAACAUCAGCAGCAGCAACAACAGUUGUCCACGUCGAUGACGCAACAAUUGGGGCGUGGCAAACCACGUCCAGGCGCCUCGCUUGAUCUGGAGUCGGAGGAUGAGUCCGAUGAUUGGAUGUUCAACGAUCGCAUUGAGCAAUCGCUGCCGUCGCGUCGUCAACCAGAUGAACGCAGCUUGCGCAACAUGCGCAGCGGACGACGUCACAACAACAGCAACAAUGGAGGUGGCAACAACUAUGAGGGGGAAACGGAGGAUUCGGUGCGUGCGGCCAAUGCAAAUGUUCACAACGAUGGCGGUAAUAAAUCGCUGCGUGAUUCAAAGCGUCGCAGUCGCGAUGCUGAGCAACAACAACGUCAACAGCAACGUCACGAGCCCAGCGAACGAAGCGCACGCAGCGAGAGGGAAAGGGAGCGUGAAAGAGAGAGGGAACGUGAAAGGGAGCGUGAAAGGGAGAGGGAACGCAAUCUGUGGCGUCGCGAGGAGAAACACGAGCGACGUCCACGCUACAGCAACAACAGCAACAGCAACUAUGACGGCGACUCGGAUGCAGCCGAUGUUCAAGCUCAGUCCGCAGCAGCUGCGGCCAGUGAUGGAGGAGGCGGUGGCGGUGGCGGUGAUCGUGGCGGACGCAACAGCAAAGCGAGUCGCCCCAGACGCAGUGCAGCCCCCGAUGAUGACUACGAUGAUUAUGCAGAGCAACAACCACGAGGUGGAAGCCAUUAUCAAUCAUUAUCGCGUCGCGAAAAGUCGUCGCAGCAUGAAAAGCUGCGCAGUCGACGCAGCCACGAAGGCGGCAGCGAUGCGGGGCGUGGUCGCGAAGGCGGACGACGUCAUCAUCACGGACACGGAGCGUGGGAUGCUCGAGAUUACGAAGAAUAUCGUGGCAAGAGUUCACGCAACAGCGACUUGGAGAAAGAGCGCAUCAAUGGCGGAGGAGGAGGAGGAAGCAGCAGUGGAAAGCGGGGGCAGCGGGGCAACUACAACGAUCAGUAUGGGAAUGCGGCGUCUGCUUAUGAUCCCUACAUGAUGUACGAUCAAUUGUCACGCAAUCCUCAAGUCUAUGUCGAUAUGUAUGCCAAGAUCUACGGUCAGAUGAUCAACUCCAUGGCUGCUCUCUCGAAUGCAGCUGUCACAAAAACCUCGCCACAUCAGUUGGUCGCAGCUCCAGGCGCAGCUCCUGCCUCCUCGCUGCCUCUUGGCGUUGAUGCUGUGCUGGCUCAAGGCAACGCUGGCAAUGAGGCCGCCUUGCUCAGGGAGCGUGAACGGUACACACACGCAUACAUAACACAAGCCAAUGAGUUCCAUCGUCGUCGCCAAGAGCAGCUCAAGCUCUAUCAGCAACAACAACAGCAACAUCAAGGGAACAAUAACUACACGGAUCUCUUGAACGCAACUUUGGGCGAAGACUCGGCCAGUCUUUAUGAUGGCAGCGAUACGCACAGCAAUCGUCGCUUGUUGUUGGGCAUCGCAAGUGCUCGCUCCCUCAGCAAUUUGAACAGCGAGGCAGAUGCUGCUGGAGGUUCAGGAGCUCCUGCUGGAUACACACGAUACUAUGCUGGCUCGGAAUGCGGCGUUGAUAUCAGAGCUGCUGUUGGCGCCACCGGCGGAGAGACGACAACAACGAUACAAACGACGGCUGUGGCACGUCCGCCACGACGACGCACGCCUUUGCUGUACAAUCGACCGCAUCUGGUGGCCUCCUAUUCGAUGAGUCUGCUGCUCCGAGUGCGUCCCAAGUACGCGGGACGUGGUCGCUUGCGAAACGACGUCGAGGUGUCGGCGCCGAGGAUUAAGGAUGCCACGAGCAGUUUGUUGCGUGCGUAUCCGGGUCCGUUGCAGGGUCGCAAGCUGCACAAGGACAAGAUCAUUAGCUUCUGCAAGGAGCAGAUACGUUUGGGACCGGCGCGUGCUUGCACCGUGUUGUAUGCCACACAGAAGAAACCGCUCGGCAGCGUGGAAAAGUAUCGUGCCUCGCAUGCGCUCAUGUGGCAUUUGCUUAUACUUUUGCUGCGACAGAAUGGCGUAAUUGCGGACACCGAUGUGGGUGACUUGUUGUUGGAGAAUCAACGGGAAUAUCCUUAUGCUCCCGACGCGGAAACCGAAACGGAUUCAAACGAAACACGCGCCGAUGCCAAUGAGCUGCUCAACGAUUCCGAUGGCGAGCCAACGGCUGCGAAUUUGCCUGCAGCAACUCCGGCUGCUGUUGAUGCCGAACCGGAUGCCGAAGAUGCUGCUGGGAAUAGCAUCUCAGAGCAGGCGGCAACGGAACAAUUUCGCAGCUAUGUUCUCCGCGGCAAUGUGGAGGAAGCAUUGCAGUGGGCCACCGAUCACAAUCUGUGGACGCAUGCCUUCUUCUUGGCGUUGUACGAGGAUCGCUAUGCGUUGACCGAUGUGGCGCAAAAGUUCCUCAAUCGCGCCAUCAAGGCAAAUGAUCCGCUGCAAACGCUUUAUCAAAUGAAGAGCUGUCACACUCCUGCCUGUGUCACUCAGUUGCGUGACGAGCAUUGGGGCGAUUGGCGUUCGCAUCUCUCCAUCCUGGUGACGAACAAGUCCAGACAGCCGGAAUACGAUCGCAGUUCCGUGAUUGCCCUCGGUGAUACGCUCUUCCAGCGUGGCGACAUCUAUGCCGCACACUUUUGCUAUCUCGUCGCCCAGGAGGAGUUCGGACGCUACGACAGCGCUGCCACCGAGCUGACCACGCUCACCGGCAAUGUGCCAAGGCUCAUUUUGCUUGGCGCCUCGCACUACAAGCCCUUCAAUGAGUUUGCCAGCAACGAGGCGAUCAUCAUGACGGAGAUCUACGAGUAUGCGCGUUCGCUGUACGAUCAGAAGUUCAGCAUUGCCAACUUCCAGCACUACAAGUUCCUGCUGGCCACACGCAUUCUCGAUUAUGGUCAGCACUUCCGAUGCACCAACUACUUGGAGCAGAUAGCCAAGCACAUUGAGCUGAAGCCGGAGAGCUACGAUAGCGAUUUCAUACAGAGAGUUUGUGGCUUGGCGGAACGUUUGCGUUAUCAUGAUCCGAUAUUGAUCAAUCGCGUUUCUUUUGCCAGUCCGCCAAAUGCAACAGGACAAGCGACGCCGCAAACAACGGCGCCCGAGGAGAAGGAAUGGCUGCGUCAACUGCGCUCGUUGGCCGAUCAGCAGCAGCCACAACAAGUGCAACAUCACGAGACGCUGCAUGAGCAGCAGCAACAGCAGCAAAAUGAUAUUGAUCAGCAGUUUGUGGAUUUGAAUAAGCAAAUGCGUGAGCUGAACAUGCAAUACGAGGAGCAACAGCAACAGUUGCAGCCAUCGUAUGAGCAGCAGCAACCACCACAACAGCAACAACAAUUGCCGCCGCAACCAGAUUAUUAUGAGACGCAAAGUCAAGAGCCAACAGCGCUGCACAACGAUGCUUAUGCGCCGCCACCAACCAUGUACUACAAUGCCGAUGCAGCAGCAGCACCACCACCACAACAGCAACCACAACCAAUACAGCCAGCAACACAACAGCAACAACCACAGCAACCACUGUACGAUCCCACACAGCAACCAGCGGCUGUUUAUGGUCACGUUGAGCCAGCGAGCGAAGCUUAUGGCGAGCAGCAAGCAAGCUCAGCUUAUGGCGGAGCUGGCUACGAUUAUUGGCCCAGCAAUGUGCAGCAGCAGCAACAGCAGCCAUAUGGCGGCGACGAGCAGCUGGCGGAGAGCAAUGAGCUGAUUAGCGACAACAUUAACAACAGCAGCAACAAUCAUGAUAGCAACGAUGCUGAGAACAAUGCUGAAAUUGAACAGCAGCAGCAGCACACGAACUUGAGCAACCACAACAGCAACCACAACAACAGCAACAACAACAACAUUGACAACAAUCGCUUUAAACACAAUGCGUUGACGCUGCCCGCUGCUGGCAACAAGGAGAAAAGCAAAUUAGUGGCACGUAAAUUGCAAUUUGCGGCAACAAACGAAAGCACAACAGCAACAACAACCACAACAACAGCAGUAGCAGCAGCAGCAGUAGCAGCAGCAACACCACCAACAACAACAACAACUCCACAAAAGGCAUUCAAUUUGAAUGAUCAGCAACAAAUGCGACCCACAAUUUCGAUGCCAAAAUCAAAGAGUUACGAUGACGACGAUGGUGCUGGUGCAUCGAACCAAGGUGCAACUGGCCCUGGUGGCGCCACCAAAGGUGCCUCAGCUGCUGGCAAUGCAACCAACAAGCAGCAGCAACAACAAGAACAGUCCGGCGCCGCAGGUUUGCCUGGGGGUCAGGGCAAUCAGAAUGCCGGGUGGUUUGGUGGCUUGUGGAACAAGUUCUCGCUGAAGCCGAAGAACCAAAUGAUCUUGCCGGACGACAAGAACCCGACGAUUGUUUGGGACAAGGAACGCAAGUGCUGGACGAACACCGCCGAGGGCAAUACCGAGGAGGCUGAAUCGUUUAAGCCGCCACCAAAGAUGAGCGACAUGGGCAUGGGAAUGGGAAUGGGAAUGCCGAAUACAUUGGGCACGAUCCCGACGCCAUUGGCGACGCCUCAACUGCUGCCACAGCAAUCACAACCACAACAGCAGCAGCCACAAGAGAUGCCCAAUGCCAAUCUCUAUGACAACAGCCAGGUCGACUACGAUUACAACAACUAUACGGAGCAAGUGUAUGCCACAUCAACGCCAGCACCAACUUCAGCUCCAGUUUCAGCUCCAGCUCCAGUUCCAACUGUGCCCAUGUCAGCUCCAACGCCAGCAGCCGCUGCUGCUGCUGCUGCAGCUGGCGGACCGCAGCCAAAACUGCAAUCAAACAUGUUCAAAAUCCAACGCAAUCGCACGUUGAAGAACUCGUAUGUGGACGUGUUCAAUCCAUCGGGUGCUCCGAUGACAGCGGCGCCGCAGACGGUGUUGGCGCCUUUGAUGGCCCCGGUUGCUGUGCCCCAAGGCGGUUUCUUUGUGCCCGGCGCUGUGCCCCAGCAGCCGCAAUAAAACGGGGAGAGUAGCGAAUGUAGGUGACGAAAGAGCUGAUGAAAGGUGUAGGAAAAUUCCCCAAAAAACCAAACUAUACAUAUUUGCAGCGAUUCGGAGCAAUACGUAAAAAUAGCAAGCGCGCAACCAACACAAACAACAACAACAACACGAAAAACAUUACAAAAUUGACAACAUAAAAAACAAAACAUCACUUGGAACAACAACAACGAUGACAAACAACAAUAAGCAAAGAAGAAGUCGAUGUGUUUAAGUGUUGUUUAACCAUAUUAUUAUUAUAUAAUUCUAUAUGCAUAUGCGUUGUUCGUUUUCUCUUUUUGUGCGCGUUUAGCGAUGAAUUAGUGUUUAACAAAUUUAUGUACGAUUAGCAAAAAGAAAUACACACAUUUAUGUACAUUUUCAUAAUAUCCCGAUCCGAAAACCGCCCCGCCCCGCCCCCCAAAAUUCUUCCGUUAUUCGAUAUUGUUUUUUGUUCCUCCCCACACACACGAGUAUAAUUAUUAUAAUCAUAAUUAUUUUUUCUUCUGUAUGUUGCAUCGUUUUUUAGUUUGUAAAUUGAAGUGAAGUGAAGACAGGCAAAAUUUGCAUAUACUUAUAUUUUUUUUGUCAUUAUAUAAAUAUAAAUUAAAUAAAUCUUAGAGCUGUUUCGGGAGUCGAGAGAAAGCGAGAGAAGAUAUUGAGAAUUGGUCGCAAGAAACAAAAAAUUGACCUUUAAAAUAUAUUUAUACGAGAAACUAGUUUAAUUUAUAUGAAAAAAAUAUGAAAAAUGUUUGUUCGCUUCGAUGUAUUUUCUCUAUGUAUCUUGUUGUGCACACACACACACCGACACACACAUAUAUAUACAUCUAUAUAACUAUUCCAAUUAAUUUAUAGCGCAAAUAUUUCAAUGUUCGUUUUCUUUUUCUUCGCUAUCUCUCUCUCAGUCUUUGUAAUGCAUUUGAAAAAUGUUAAUUUGUUAAAGCGUUGUGUUUAAUUCUUAUGUAUACAUAUAUAAUUUUUUUUAAAUUAAUUUUUAUUUAGUUUAAUGCAAAAAAAAGAAACAACAACUGGUGCAGGCAAAAAUAAAAAACAAAAUUAUAUAUAUAGAUAUAGAUAUAUAUCGAGAUGUAUUACAGAUAAAGUAACCUUCAAUUGGUAUUUCAAAAAUUGAUCUAACUACACUCAACAAGAAAUGCAUUAAUGAAUUGAAUUGUACACAAAAAUUUAGUAACUACACCAAUUAUCAAUUACCAAUUACCAUUUAAAAACAAUGCCUAUAUAUACAGGAACAGGAACAGGAUGCAUAUGCGGGCUGUAAACUGACGUGUGUGUGUUUCAUUUUUUUUUCAAACUAUAUACGAUCGAAAGCGUGGUAUAAUACUUAUCAUUUAAUUAGCCUAAACAAAAAAAACUUAAAUAAAUAAAUCAAUGGUAAACAAUUUAA
This is a messenger RNA of Drosophila albomicans, 8620 nucleotides long. RefSeq lists its product as uncharacterized. Gene Ontology annotation, cellular component: ER to Golgi transport vesicle membrane; endoplasmic reticulum exit site. The record is from RefSeq and is a predicted model, not a curated record. Gene Ontology annotation, biological process: autophagy; Golgi organization; COPII vesicle coat assembly. The transcript is spliced from 12 exons. NCBI's taxonomy places the organism in Eukaryota, Metazoa, Arthropoda, Insecta, Diptera, Drosophilidae. Bases 190 to 7197 code for a protein of 2335 amino acids.